This is a messenger RNA of Cylicocyclus nassatus, 1980 nucleotides long. The record is from the annotation of a GenBank genome assembly. NCBI's taxonomy places the organism in Eukaryota, Metazoa, Nematoda, Chromadorea, Rhabditida, Strongylidae.
AUGGGAUCUCCAAGACCUCCAAAGCGAUCGCGUGCACAGUCAGUGUCCAGGGCUGAAGCCCCGUCAUCCGCAGAAGAAUGCGAGUUCGCUCGCCGAGUCAAGCAGACUUUCAGUCAGGUUGCUGACGAUGCGUUUGUCAUUGGACGCGAAGUCAAGACGUUACGGGACGCAACGGCAUCGGCGAUUACAGAUGCAUGGAAGGACGCGAAGGCGGCCACCGUUACGUUGGCAAGGCAAGUGAAUGAUAGUAAUCAAUCGUUAAUCACUAACCUUAAUAAUUCUUUCAAUGCUGUGGGUCAAAGGAUAGAUCAAUUGCCCGGGACCCCUCGACCAUCAGAAGGUUCUCGACUACCUGAGAUACCUUAUUUUACUGGCGCGAAUAAGGACCCCACACCGUUUUCGCAGGCGGUGGAGAAAGCGCAAAUUGUGGAGGAGUUGUCACCAGUAACUGAUCAUCCUAUACAUUCUUUGUCAGCCUCUCGUAAUAUCCCCGUUAACACCAUAACCCCAAGGGAAGGAUAUCGCCACGACCGCUUCAAGACAAUCGACGCCCUGGUAUUCCUAGUCGAACACAAUGCUAUUCUUGCGGAGGACUCGGCCACAUGGCACAACAAUGCCCAUCCAAAGUUCGACGUUCCUCGGGAGGGGGCUACUCUUCACUGGUACAUCGAUCCAUCUACUUUUGUGAUAUCCCAUGAAGCUAGUCCGACGGAAUGCUCGUCGUUAUCGCCGUUCUACUUUGCGGAUCGGGAUAAAUACGUGAGAUUUGACGCCGCGUUAGGACAAUUCACUACCUUACCGCAUGUUGAGACUCUGGCUUCCCCUCCUCAUCUAAACUCAUCUUCAUUAGCGCUGCCGCUAACCAUCUUUUAUAAUUUAGUUCUUACCAAUUUGACGGAGCUAACCCAAGACCAUCAGCUCCGAGAGCUCUGGUCGACCGUUGAUCAAGAACGCCUUUUGCGCGUAGAUCAGUCGUCGUCGCCCUUCGGCAACACUCACUCAGAGCAUACACCUAGCUUUUCUUUAUUCUCCUUGAUCUUUGGUUCUUGGUCCUUGUUUGAUAUCUGGAUUACAUCAUGCUCAAUUCUCGUAACAUUCCAAGUUGUCAAGACUGCAUUUAUUUUGUACAUAGAUCUCAACUACCCAGGCGCGCUUUCACAGUUCCGCAGAAGAUUCUCUCGUAAUCCCGCAGGUUUUACUGCUCCUGAUAUAACGGUCACCAAUGUUGUACGCCCGCCGCCCACAUCUAUUGAACCAGUUGAAUUGAUUCCUCUUACAAUUGAUGCGACUUCUGCUUGGCCUCCGCGCGCAUCUUUUAACCCAGUUAAUGUUCUGGCUAUUCGUGGCGAUGAUAGCUUCUUUGUCGCUCAGAUACCUAUCAAGGUCAAUAAUGUCAAUAUUCUGGCUCUAAUUGACACAGGCGCGGUGAUUACGGUAACCUCGAGCAGCACUGCAUCAUUGCUUGGCAUCUUUGCCUUAUUCGAAAGUGAUAUACCCGCAGCUUUGGGAAUGGCUGGUAUUCCAAUCAAUUUGAUUGGCAUAGCUCAUCUUCGUUUCCAAAUUGGUUCUUUUACCUUUAAUCAUCCAGUAUAUUUCACGGAAACCCCCUGCGUGCCGGAAUCAGGGGGCUCUUACAAUAUCAUACUAGGCAAUGAUCUCCUUUCCCGCCUUCCUUCUUGGUGCAUCAGCUAUAAUCGUAGGCUCUUUACUGUGGCUGGCGAACAAAUCAAUAUCUUAUGCUCGGCUCCAACUCCAGCACCGCUUGUUGACUCGACAGUCCCUGUUCGCGUGGCCGAGACUACCGUACUCCCGCCGCAAACUGAGACUUUUGUUCCUUGCUUCUCUUAUUCCAAUGCCUCAUCGCUGGUUUUAACAUCGCAGCCAGCCACAGUUACUGACAAAUAUCUCAUGGUAUCUCCAGCCAUCAUUAGAUCUGGGAAAUCUCACGUACUUGUCGCGAAUCCGUGCGCGUCGUCGUAA